CAUGCCGGUUUCUUUGGUAAUAUAAUAAUUGAAAACUUAGUAAUACUUGUUGCAUAAGCCAUGACCAGUCUUAAAAUUGGAAUUGUUAAUACGUGGUGACUCACUAUGAUAUACAUAAUCAAAUACGGAGAGCAAAUCGUUAUAUCACAUUUAAGUAAAUUAAACUAUGACAAUAUAAUUAUGAUUUGUGAUACAUACAUAUGUAUAUGUAUGUAGACAAUGUAGAGUUGUGUUUGCCUAAUCGCAGACAAAUUAAAAAUCUCACAACCAAUUUUCAAUAAGAUUUAUGAACCAUGCACAUUUUUAUGACACAAUAAUACAUACAAUGGAGUAUUUGUAACGUUAAUGUCCAAUUUGUUGUGGCAAUGAGCAAUUUUGUUUCUUCAAACUCGCUAAUUACAAUUUCGGCAUUGAAUUUUUAACUUCCAGCUAUAGACACCUCGAAAGUUUUCUCAAAAUUAUCCAUCUAAUAGAUCGAAAUGUACAACAAUAUGUACGUCUUGAUAUUUUUCGUAAUCAAACUUGUGCUUGCGGAGUGGGAAACCGUGGAGGUGCCAGAAGUGGGCACUAUCCGGGGGUUAAUUACUGAGGAUAUCGUCCAGUUUAAGGGUAUCCGCUAUGCAGAAGCACCACCCAGAUUCCAACCUGUCAAAAGUUAUAAUCGUUACGAUACGCCUGUGGAUGCAAACAAUGAGACAUCCUGUUUUCAAGCUCCAUCAAGUUUAAUUCCUGUAUUGGUAGAGGACUGUCUUGUGCUCAAUAUUUAUAAACCAAAGGGAAACUCUAGUGGACUUCGUCCCGUGUUGAUCAAAAUACACGGUAAGGGCCUCAUCCAUUAUCAAAGAUCGUAGUAGUUUUUUUGUAAAUAUGA
Molecule: messenger RNA, 871 nt
Organism: Folsomia candida
Lineage: Eukaryota; Metazoa; Arthropoda; Collembola; Entomobryomorpha; Isotomidae
Product: venom carboxylesterase-6-like
Exons: 2
Coding region: 480-851 (123 amino acids)
Source: RefSeq, a predicted model, not a curated record